GGUACUAGGAUGUUUAUGCAAGACGAGCUGCAUUUCGAAAACGAGUACUAUACUUACAAUAUUCGAUUCUUAAAAUUAAUUGGCAUUUCGCCUUAUGAAACAUUGUCGUAUCAUAUGUUUCACAUUUGUUUAUUUAAUUUUAUAAUAGCAAUAUCAUCAUUUUCACAUAUUUUUCUGCUAUUCACAUCAGAGAUGAAAAUAGAUCCUAUUACGAAAAUAUUGGAAACGACUUUGCCUACUCUAUGCUUCACAUUGUGUUAUUACAAUUUAUUGUCGAAAAUAAAGAGACUUCUGCUUCAUAUUAAAACGGAUUGGAAUAGUAUGACAUCCAAGCCUGAAUUAAUGAUAUUAAAAAAAUAUGCUAAUCGUAGUAGACAGUGUACAAUAAUAAUCGCAAUUGCCUUUUAUAUGUAUAUUGGGAUUUUAAUAUUUCCAUCCGUGAUACGUAUUAUUUUGUGUAUCUUUGGUGAACUGCAUGCAACUGAAUUAGUAUUACCAAUUUCUAUUAAUUACUUUUUGAUAAAUCAAGAGUAUUUGUAUUUCGUUCUUUUUAUCGAAUAUGCAACGCUAAUUGUCUUAAGCACGAUAGGAAUAGCACACUUUUCUAUAUUUGUAUCACUUGUUCAGCAUUCCUGCGCUCUCUUCAAUAUCGUUGCAUGGAAGAUAGAGGAUGAAUAUAAAAAGAAUUCGCAUAAUUUCUAUCAUGCAGACAAUUAUGACAAAGAAUAUAAGUCAAUCAUCGACAUCAUAGAGUACUAUGAUAACGCCAUUUAUUUCGUCGAUUUAAUAAAGCUGUAUCAUGGGAGAAUUUAUUUGUCCGAGAUAUUUUUCGCCUUAUUUUUCAUUAUCGUAAAUUAUAUUUACUUAUUUCAGAUACUUUCUUUUACGAUUAAUGUGAGCGACGUAUUACAAAAGGUUAAUUAUAUCUUUGGAUCUAUGUUCGUAAUAUACGUUUAUCAUUACCUUGGACAAAAAUUAAUAAAUCAUCACACCGAAAUAUAUAUAAAAUUAUGCCAAAUUCCCUUUUAUUUAUUAUCAUUGAAAACACAAAAAAUGUUGCUAUUCUUGAUAAUGAAGAGCAUGAUGCCAUGUAAUCUUUCGAUUAAAAGAAUGAUCGUACUAUCCCAUGAUCUUUUUGCUACGGUUUUAUAUUCACAUCCGAUCUCAAUAUUUCAAAUAUAG
Vespa velutina is the source of this 1182-nucleotide messenger RNA. RefSeq lists its product as uncharacterized. Lineage: Eukaryota; Metazoa; Arthropoda; Insecta; Hymenoptera; Vespidae. The transcript is spliced from 9 exons. The coding region runs from base 10 to 1182 and encodes 390 amino acids. Gene Ontology annotation, biological process: sensory perception of smell; detection of chemical stimulus involved in sensory perception of smell. Gene Ontology annotation, molecular function: olfactory receptor activity; odorant binding. Gene Ontology annotation, cellular component: plasma membrane. The record is from RefSeq and is a predicted model, not a curated record.